AUGGUGGCCUCGCAAGAUGCAUUGGCUUAUCAUGAGCCAGGGAUUCAAACUAUUCUGAUCCUAAGUAGCUUUCUUCUUGCUCUCAACUGGGUGAACGCUCUACUUGAUAAGCUGAUCUACUGCGGGCUCAUUGGGCAGCUUCUUAUUGGGAUGGCAUGGGGAGUCCCCGGAGCCAAUUGGAUAGAACCAGGCGUUCAGAAAGCCAUUCAGCAGCUGGGAUAUCUCGGGUUGCUUCUUUUGGUGUACGAGGGUGGCCUUUCAACAUCAUUCUCCCAAUUGAAAUCAAACUUCGUUCUGUCCUCUGUGGUGGCGAUCACCGGGGUAGGUGUGCCUAUGGGUCUAUCCUUCGUCCUGAUGAGCCUGCUAUCAGCGACUCCUCUUCAAGCAUUUGCCGCUGGUGCGUCCCUCUGCUCAACCAGUAUCGGAACGACAUUCACCAUCCUGUCUACGACGGGAUUGGCAAAGACCCAGUUGGGUGUCGUCCUGGGCAGCGCAGCGAUGAUGGACGAUGUCGCGGGCUUGGUGAUGGUUCAAAUCAUCUCGAAUCUGGGUGGCGCGAGUCAGGGAUCGUCCUUCGACCCAGUGGUCGUGAUCAGACCCAUCCUUGUUGCCUUUGGGUUUGCUUUGGGGCUUCUUCUCAUUUGUCGGUUUGUUGUUGCGGUGGUUGUGCGCAAACUUCAGGUGCACGAGAUUCGGGUCCCUGCUUGCAUGAGGUCACUGAAUGUCGCAUUCGUUGUCCACAUGCUCUAUCUCAUUGGACUGGUCACCGGCGCACAGUACGCCGGUACAUCGGGACUCUUCGCUGCAUACUUGGCUGGGGCUACUAUUUCUUGGCUUGAUGAGAUGUUGGCCACUCAUGAAAAGCAGCCAGAGGCCGAAAUUCCAGCCGAUGACCAGCGCGAACAUCGACCGGGGAGCAUUGAAAUGCAAACCGGACUGACUCGUGACAAAAAUCAUGCACAAAAAAGUCGCAGAGAAGCUGAAUCUACCGAAGCGCCCGCACAUACGGAAAGGACUAUGCGUUUCGAGCGAUCAACUGGAGAACUUGUUUUCGAAACUUUCUGCAAAGAGCCUCUGAAGCGGAUUCUGAGCCCACUCUUCUUUGCUUCGAUAGGAUUUUCCAUCCCAAUCACGAAAAUGUUUGAAGGGAGGGUAGUCUGGCGAGGCGUAGUUUAUACACUUCUCAUGGCUUUUGGCAAGCUAGUGACCGGAUUCUGGCUGAUUCGGUUGACUUUACCGGGGUCGAAGCUGUUGAACAAGGCGAAGAAGGCUCUACUGGCGUUUGCCACUGUGAGCGCGGUCAAGUCAUGCAAGACCCGAUCUCAGCCGGACAGUGACUCCUCACAUGCCCCAGCGCAAGGACAGACACAAAGGAGCGAUGGACCAAAGAGGGAAGCAAACCAAUCCUCUGAAUCAAACUCGCGCAAGCAGGACUCUCAACUCCCGGCGGCAGCAGCGGGAACUGACUCGCCACAAGAAGAGCUUUGUCCUCCUGUGGCACAAAUCAGCAGCCCACAGCUUCCUCCCAAGCCCCGCUCAUUGUAUCCGGCGUCGAUUUUGGGUUUGGCUAUGGUGGCGCGAGGCGAGAUUGGCUACCUCAUCGCAUCGUUGGCUGAGGCGGAUGGGAUAUUCACCCCUCAUUCAUCCUCAUCUCCCGUAACCAGUAGCCAAGAUGUAGACUCUGAGAUCUAUCUGGUGGUCAUCUGGGCGAUCACCCUCUGCACUUUCAUUGGCCCCAUUUGUGUCGGGUCUCUAGUGAAGAGGGUGAAAACCCUUCAGAGUCUUCGAACUCAUUCUGGCGGCGAGGACCCUCUAGGCGCGUGGGACGUCUCUUGA
This is a messenger RNA of Aspergillus pseudoviridinutans, 1836 nucleotides long. RefSeq names its product cation:proton antiporter. Lineage: Eukaryota; Fungi; Ascomycota; Eurotiomycetes; Eurotiales; Aspergillaceae. The record is from RefSeq and is a predicted model, not a curated record. Gene Ontology annotation, cellular component: membrane. Bases 1 to 1836 code for a protein of 611 amino acids. Gene Ontology annotation, molecular function: antiporter activity. The transcript has 3 exons. Gene Ontology annotation, biological process: proton transmembrane transport.